AUGCCACUGAAAAGCUUCACAAUCACCCUCAUUCGCCACGGCGAAACAGAGGAAAACAGCCUGGGCAUUAUUCAAGGGCAGUCGGAUACUAAACUGAACGCCACCGGCAUUCAGCAGGCACAGCUGCUGGCGGCAACAUUUCCCAUUGAAGAGUACUCCAUCGCUUACAGCUCAGACCUCUCUAGAGCCUAUGACACUUGUCGGGUGAUUCUCAGCGACAGCCCACAGGCGAAGAGCGGUGCCUCACUCAAGGACAUUCGCACUGAUGUUCGCCUGCGAGAGCGAAGCUUCGGUCCACUCGAAGGGCAGUCACUGGAUGCGCUGAUCAAACUGGCGAAGGAGCACAACACCUCAGUGGUCAACUUUGUUCCUGAAGGGGGUGAAUCACCGGAGGACAUUCGCCGUCGUGUGCGCAACUUCGUGGAGACCCGUCUGCUGGAGGAGGCACAGAAGGAGUCCACCGACGACAGGGCACUGAAGAUACUGUUGGUGAGUCACGGGGGAGCCAUCCGCGAGCUGAUCAACUACUUUGUCUCCUUCGGCCAUCACUCCUUCAAGGCGCAAAAGGAGAAAACGCGCAUCAUACCUCCCAACACUAGUGUCAAUGAUUUCCUCGUCCACUACGACCUGCAGACGUUUGCCGCCUCUCCGGUGAAGACGGUUGAGUGUCUGCGACUGCAUGACGUCUCCCACCUGCCCGAGUCCUUUCAGAAGCAGGCACUCAGUCAGAAGCAAGUCAAUGACCACUACAAGGGACCAGCUGUUUAG
This is a messenger RNA of Rhagoletis zephyria (snowberry fruit fly), 768 nucleotides long. Lineage: Eukaryota; Metazoa; Arthropoda; Insecta; Diptera; Tephritidae. The record is from RefSeq and is a predicted model, not a curated record.